Molecule: messenger RNA, 2489 nt
Organism: Andrographis paniculata
Lineage: Eukaryota; Viridiplantae; Streptophyta; Magnoliopsida; Lamiales; Acanthaceae
Product: replication protein A 70 kDa DNA-binding subunit A
Exons: 2
Coding region: 109-2019 (636 amino acids)
Biological process (GO): nucleotide-excision repair; meiotic cell cycle; double-strand break repair via homologous recombination
Cellular component (GO): DNA replication factor A complex; nucleus
Molecular function (GO): damaged DNA binding; single-stranded telomeric DNA binding
Source: RefSeq, a predicted model, not a curated record
GUAUAAAUAAACCGAAAUUCCUCGUCCGAGAUCCCUCUUUUUCUCAUUCGUUAUCUUCCCCUCCAAUUUUCCGGUAAUUAGGGUUCUCCGCUUUGGUUAGAGAACGAAAUGCCUGUAAAUCUGACGGCUAAUGCUAUACCGGCGAUUUCCGCCGGAGACGUAAACUCCAAGCCGCUGGUGCAGGUGUUGGACAUCAAACUCAUAGGCUCUACGCAGGAGCGCUAUCGCCUCCUCCUCUCGGACUCGGUGGUGAGUCAGCACGCCAUGCUCGCCACUCAGCUCAAUUCACGAGUUAAGUCUGGUCAGGUGCGCAAGGGCUCCGUCAUCCAACUAAUCGAUUAUGUCUGCAGCAUCGUUCAAAACCGCAAGAUUAUUGUGGUGCUGAACAUGGAAACAAUCAUUCCAGAUUGUGAUAUUAUUGGAAACCCAAAAUUGAAUGAGUCUAAUUCCAUUCCUCCAAAGCCUGCCCCUGAUGCUACUUCCGGACGCCCACCAUUGAUGAACAAUCGCAGUGUUGGUACUCAAAAUUCUACGAUCACAAGUAUUAGCCAUAAUUCGAGCUUACAAAGUCAAGGAAACAGCACACAGUUUUGUCCCACUGUUCAGCCCCCUUACAAACCACCUCCAAAUUAUAAAAAUCAUGGAGCAAUCAUGAGGAAUGAAGCCCCAGCUCGCAUCAUCCCCAUUGCUGCUUUGAAUCCUUAUCAAGGUCGAUGGGCAAUUAAGGCACGGGUGACAGCCAAAGGUGAUAUUCGACGUUACAACAAUGCAAGAGGUGAUGGGAAAGUAUUCUCCUUUGAUCUUCUUGACUCUGAUGGAGGGGAAAUCCGGGUAACAUGCUUCAAUUCAGUGGUUGAUCGUUUUUAUGAUGCUGUCGAUGUUGGAAAGGUCUAUGUAAUAUCAAAAGGUAGCUUGAAACCUGCCCAGAAGAAUUUUAACCAUCUGAAAAAUGAGUGGGAAAUAUUUUUGGAGACAUCAUCAUCGGUGGAUCUUUGUCCAGAUGAAGAUGCUUCAAUACCUAGGCAACAAUUUUCAUUUAGAACCAUUAGCAAUAUUCAGAACAUUGAAAACAAUUCUAUACUAGAUGUAAUUGGUGUUGUGGUAACUGUGAACCCAUCAGUUCCUAUAUUGAGAAAGAAUGGAAUGGAAACCCAAAGGAGAAUUCUGAACUUGAAAGAUCAAUCUGGAUUAAGUGUUGAGUUGACACUAUGGGGAGAUUUUUGUAACAGAGAAGGACAACAAUUGCAAGAAAUGGUAGGAGCUGGAAUUUCUCCAAUUUUAGCAAUCAAAGCUGGUAAAGUCAAUGACUUCAGUGGGAAGUCCAUAAGCACCAUCUCUGCUACUCAGUUGUUCAUAAAUCCAGAUUGUCAAGAAGCUAAUGCCUUGAAGGACUGGUAUGCUGGAGGUGGAAGAGAUAGUGUUUCUCAUUCGAUAUCCAGAGAUAAUAUAACAGGGGGAUCGAAGAAUGAGACUCGCAAGACUUUGACACAAAUAAAAGAUGAAGGACUAGGAAGGUCGGACAAGCCAGACUGGAUUACAGUUAAGGCUACUAUAUCUUUCAUCAAAACGGACUCUUUCUGUUACACAGCUUGCCCUUUGAUGAUCGGUGACAGGCAGUGUAGCAAGAAAGUAACAAAGUCUGGUAACUCUAGAUGGCUAUGUGAUCGGUGCAAUCAAGAGUUUGAAGAGUGUGACUACAGAUACCUUCUUCAACUCCAGGUUCAGGAUCAUACUGGUGUGACAUGGGUGACUGCUUUUCAGGAAAGUGGUGAAGAGAUUUUAGGUUGCCCGGCCAAGGACUUGUACGCAAUGAAAUAUGAAUCAGAAGAUGAAACCAGAUUUGUUGAAACUAUUCGAAAUUGUCUCUUUUCAGAGUUUCUACUUAGACUCAAAAUCAAGGAGGAGAUUUAUGGUGAUGAGCAGAGGGUGAAGAUAACAGUCGUAAAGGCUGAAAAGGUGAACUAUGCCGAAGAAAGUAGCUUUCUCUUUGGUAUGAUAUCAAAGCUCCAUCUGCAUUGAAGAAGAUACUUAGUCUAGUGUUGUUCUUAUCUUUAUACCAACCAUUAACAAUCUGUUAAAUUUGUUCACUGAGAUUCUCAAAUCUGCUUACAGCAAGGCAGAUGUAAUUGACUCUACAUGAGGAUUAUAUUUGAUUGAUUUCAUAAAUAAGAAAGUCAUUCUUCCACUGCACAACAUUGAGUCACGACAAAAAUGUCUCCAAGCCCUUGCUGUGUUGCCUCUUUUGUUUAUAUAGUGCAGGAAAUGUGCAUGGAAUGGAUCCGUCAAAAGCAGACAGGGUUUGGGUAGCAUCUAAUAACUCAGCAUAGAUGUCCGUAACUCAACGGUAAACUUUUGUCUAUGUCAGCCUCCAUUAAGAACACAUUGACAUGAAUUGUUGGAUAGUUGAUUACAUGAUCAAACUUAUGAUCAUUUGCUUUCUAACAAGAUCUUUUAUGCCCAAAAGAGUAAAAUUUGCUACAGACUAGGUA